AGACCGUGUAUUCUUAGAUCAUGUAAUAUAGUACCUCAGUUCAAAUCAGUGUGAAUGAAUCUCUACUUCAUGUUUGUGAUGUGAAAUCACCUUAACAGAAUUAAAAACCUUAAAAACACAUGGUCAAAAAUAUAACCUCUCUAAAUUAAAAGAUACCGAAAUAAUUAAAGGACCUACCAUGAUAUAAAACUUUACUACAAACUAUGUUAAAAAAGUGGCAAUGUUAGUCCCAGUUCGCGAAAUGUUACAACACGACGUAGUAAAAGUUAUUUUUUGUUAAUCCGCAAACAUUGCGAAAGAUGAUACCGGUUAAAAGAUGUGUUGCAGAGGUUUUGAUGAGGAGAAACUCUUUUUUCCACACAGCAUUACUCAAGAGAUGUUUAGGUCCAGGUUUUACAGUGGUAGAACAGUGUCGAGGAAAAAGCAACAAUGACAACAAUGUGAACAUUACAACACUUUUUAAGCCCGUACCUGUCAAACCAAACCCAGACGACAUCAACGUUGGAUUGGAACUUUCGGGUGCCCUCGUUAAGAACGACAUUCAAAAUAUUCUCGACAAGUUUUUCCACCUCAAAGAAGUCAAGACACUCUCCCUGGAAUAUGGGCUAGACAAUUACCUUCAACGGCAAGCUCACGAAAGUUUUCGACAAUACUGUUUGCAAACGCCAACAUUGCCAGUAGAUCUUCAUGUGAUUUUGAGCGAUAUUCUCCAAGGAGCAGGACACAUUACAGACCUCUUUCCAUAUUUUAUACGGCAUGCCAAGCAAAUUUUUCCGCACAUUGACUGUCUUGAUGACCUUCGAAAAAUAAGCGACCUCAGAACGCCAGCAAACUGGUAUCCGAACGCUAGACAGAAGAACAGAAAGAUUAUAUUUCAUGCUGGUCCAACCAACAGUGGAAAAACUUACCACGCUCUCAAGAGUUUCAUGAGCGCGUCUUCUGGAGUUUACUGCGGACCUCUCAAAUUGUUGGCUGUCGAAGUUUUUAAUAAAAGUAACGAAAACGGAACUGCUUGUGAUUUAAUAACUGGAGAGGACAGAAGGUUCGCCAGCAACGAGAACGAACCAUCAAGUCACGUGGCCUGUACCGUAGAAAUGGUCAAUGUCAAUUCAUCAUACGAAAUAGCUGUGAUAGACGAAAUUCAGUUGAUGAAGGACUACGGACGAGGCUGGGCCUGGACGAGAGCCCUACUCGGCGUCUGUGCCAACGAGAUUCACGUUUGCGGUGAACCUGGAGCAGUUGGCCUGGUGCGCGCUCUCUGUGAAACCACUGGAGACACUCUGGAAGUUCACGAAUACGAGCGCUUGACGGAACUGAAAGUGGAACGAACGGCCCUGAUUUCCCUGAGUAACGUGAUGCCAGGAGACUGUAUAGUUUGUUUUAGCAAAAACGACAUUUACACUGUCUCUCGAGUGAUAGAGUCGAGUGGGAAAGAGGUUGCCGUCAUUUAUGGAAGUCUACCUCCAGGAACGAAACUCGCCCAAGCAGCCAAAUUCAACGAUCCGAGCAGUUCUUGUAAAAUCCUAGUCGCCACGGAUGCAAUUGGAAUGGGCCUCAAUCUGAACAGAGACAUUUUUGUUUCCUUGUGCACAGUGGAUGACUCGUUAUAUUUUAUGUGCGACAUGCAAGAUUUUAAAUUUCUAGCUGAUAUGAUUCAGCACGUGAACCUCCCUCUGCGUGCCCGAUACGUCUUCUGCUGUGCUCCCAUCAACAAAAAGCUACCGCUCGUUUGCUCAAUGUUCUUGAAGUAUGCGCGUCAAUACAGCAGAAACGACUACAUUUCAGCCCAAUGGGUUCAACAAAAUAUCGGCUGGCCCUUGGCAACUCCGAUGAAUAUUCAGGACCUUAUGAACUUGGAAGCCAUAUUUGAUGUCCUGGAUCUCUAUCUGUGGCUCAGUUAUCGAUUUCAAGAUCUGUUUCGCGAUUCACCUACAAUUAGAGAGAUGCAGGCGGAUCUGGAUAUCAUCAUCCAAAACAGUAUCAUCGCCUUGACAAAGUUACUCAGGAACACGGAAGAGGGUAUAGUGAGCAAAGACCCUGAAAUACUCGACUUCGCUCAAGGAAAAGUAUCGGAAUCAUUGAUAGCUCAAGGUCGUCUGACCUUGGACAUGCUUGAACAACUCCACAAGGAAUGGGCACAAAAAAAUCAGAGCGUCUCAGAAAAGUUGAUAAAAGAAAAGGCGAAAAAACCGAGGACAACAAAGCUAUCAGAAACGACGACGAGAAGAAAGCCAAAAAAGUCUUGAACAGUGUUUUCAUUUCAAUGACCUUGAAAAUAGAAAUCACACUUCUUGACCUUAUUAUACAUAAAUAAAAAAAUUAAAAAAAAAAAAAAAAAUCAGGAAAAAAAA
Belonocnema kinseyi is the source of this 2351-nucleotide messenger RNA. RefSeq names its product ATP-dependent RNA helicase SUV3 homolog, mitochondrial (gene Suv3). Gene Ontology annotation, molecular function: hydrolase activity, acting on acid anhydrides; RNA helicase activity; ATP binding. Bases 300 to 2246 code for a protein of 648 amino acids. The transcript is spliced from 14 exons. The record is from RefSeq and is a predicted model, not a curated record. Gene Ontology annotation, cellular component: mitochondrial degradosome. NCBI's taxonomy places the organism in Eukaryota, Metazoa, Arthropoda, Insecta, Hymenoptera, Cynipidae. Gene Ontology annotation, biological process: mitochondrial RNA 3'-end processing; RNA catabolic process.